Molecule: messenger RNA, 3642 nt
Organism: Belonocnema kinseyi
Lineage: Eukaryota; Metazoa; Arthropoda; Insecta; Hymenoptera; Cynipidae
Exons: 10
Coding region: 661-3195 (844 amino acids)
Source: RefSeq, a predicted model, not a curated record
ACAUGGGUAUAACUUUUCCUUUUCAUUUCUUUUACAUUCGCUCAAACUGGCAAAAAAUGAUGAAAAAUUCAAAAAUUUAAAUUAACCUAAUGGAUCUCCAACACUUUAGAGCAUCCGCCCGGAAAAGACCACAUCCGAAAAAAUUUACAUUUCCAUAAAUGCAGAAAAAAAUAAAUAAAAAAAUCGUACAGUAUUGGCGUAAUGUCAUGUUGUGACGUUUCAAGGACAAAUGAACAUAUUUCUAGCACCGUUUGUUGUGAAUCAACUUGCUCAAGUGGAAAGAAGGGAUCUUUGGCUUCCGAGCCUCGCAUCCGUUCCGGUGUAUGUCAAACAAACAUUGGUUGUCUGUAUCGUGUCGAUUGCGGUGGAUUUUGCCCCAGAGGAACCGCAACAACCGGUGUCUGUAUUGGCCCAUUCCAGUGUACCCAAGAAGAAGCAUGGAAUAUAAAUAUUCCCCCAAAAUCAAAUUGUGAAUGGUUGAGCAAUUUUAGCGAGCUUCAUCGACAGUGGAGUGAUCACAGCUGACUCGAGAAUUGCAAAUGUUGCAACUGUCGUGCUCGUAGAAACGCAGCUCCGUGCAAACCAUGCUCACGAGCUGCAUCUUCCUCCCCAGGUAACACUGGGGCAUCGAGAGACAAUAAGGUUUGUCGGAAAGAGCGUAUGUCAGGUGGUGGCUGUGAAAUAAGGUCAAAAAACACUUCAUCUUCACCCGGAUCUCCAUUGCCGAAUCACAACUCCCAAAACCAUACUUUCGAAACAAAUUCAUCAUCUCGUCAAUGUCCUCUAACAAGUCCACCAGCCUGUCAACUACCCAGCAGUUGUCAGCCUUGUUCACCCUCUCCAUGCCCAGUCUUAAAGAAGAAGCAUUGUUGUCAGUGCAUUCCAGGAUACUGCAUGUGUCAACCCCUUCCUAGAAACUGCAACUGUUUUCCACCAGUACAUAUUGACGCGAGAGCUAAUAGGAAGUGUUCCUGUGAUUGUCCGUCAUCUCCAGAGUGUGCUUUUCCACCCACUGAACGCAGGUUCCCAAGAACCAAGAGCAGAUUUCCAAAUGCUAAGUUGUGCUGUCCUUUCCCACGUUUACCACCAAAUCCAAAAUGUUUCUUUUCUCGGGGUAAACUCUGUCUACCACCUUCAUGUGAUCCUUGUACUUCUAAAAAAUGUGAAACAAUUCCUACGAAGAUAAAUCCAGGUCAAGAAGAUUCUAAAUGUCCAAAAUUAGCUCCUGGUCGUCCUCGAUUACUUAAAAAGUCUUCCAGAUCAUCGUAUUCUCAUUCAUCGAGAGAUCUACCACCUUCCACUUCUUGUCGACAUAUGUCUUCAACAUAUGAUUAUAACUAUGAUAAACCUCUGCAGUCUCACGUACGGGUUAUGAAUCGUACAAAGUCAUCUCAUUCUCGUCCAGGAAUUGUAGGCGAGGAUCAUCAAUCCUGUUGUUACUGUACUGGUUUAGAAAACGAAGAGCAAAGAAGAGAAAAUAAAGAUUCUUGUGAAAAUGUCUGUGAUUCAUCUACGCAAACUACGGGUUGGAUCUGUCCUGUUUGCUUAUCUGAGCUUUCGUCUAAUCAUUGCUGUUGUUCAUCUUGUACACCACGAAACCUAUGCCAAGAUUGCGGAAACGAAAUUUAUUUAGAGAAGGUUUCAGAAUUUUGUAGGAAAUUUGAAGACAAAUCAAAAUCUCUGCAUCAGGUUGAUUGUUCCGAACAAAUGGAUGAAUGUUUUGAUAAUAAAAAUAGUAACGAUAAUGAGAAAAUUCCUGAAUGUAAAGAAGCAUGUAAAGAAGGCAAUAUGUUAGAAAUAAAGUCUUCAUUUAAAGAUAAUGAAUCAGACGAAGAAGAAUACAUAGAUCAGUUUGAGUAUGAUGAAUGUACAGAUUAUGAUCUUUCAACAUGUAAUACAACAGACAAUAUUUUUAAAUCCAGCGAAAUUUGUAAAUGUGAGGAAGUAGAAUUUAAUCAGAAACUGAACAUACGUAUAAAUUCGCUUAUGAAUGUAGGAACUAAUACAAGUUACCAGAAAGCUUCUUGUUCAAAAAAAAAUCUUUCGAUCCAGAAAAAGAUAAGUACUUCUUCGAACAAGGAAAAAUUAUUUUUAAAAAAAGAUUCUGCAUAUAAUUGUACAGACAUUGCAAUACCUUACAACAUAAACAGAAAAACAAGUAAAACAGUUGUGUUAAAAUCGCAAGAUCAGUUUAAAUCUAAAGAAGAACAUGUAUUUGAUGUUAAACCAUGUACAUCAUUAUAUUGUGAAUGUCAUCCGAAAAAUACAAAAAGAGGUUCAUGCAAUUGCAAGAGGAAGACUACAGAUAAAGAAUCUGAAGUUAAGGUUUGCUGUGCAAAAAAUAAUUCUUUACACUACAGGGAGGUUUCUUUUUUUAAUGGAUGGAAUAAUAUUAAGAAUGCUUUAGUUUCAUACUUUCGAAAUCGAAUUUCUCCAGUAUCUUCUACGCCUCGGGAAAGACUUCGAAAUGAAUGUCAAUCUCAUACUCCCUCUGAUCGAAGAGAACUUAGGAAAAUGAACUUAAAUGAAAAAAAAGAUGGAACGAAAAAUAGUCAACCAAGAGGUGAAUUCUGCUUCAAAAUGGCUGAUAUUAAUCGACUAGAUUCCUUCCCAAAUCCUGAAACAAAUUGUAAUCACACAAAAAAAAGCAAGACUAUCAUUAAGGAGCUUGAUAAAAUAAAGAAAUAUAAUAAUGAUAACAUUUCUGCUAAGUCGGAUCAUACAAUUUCUAGGUUUUCAGAUAGAUCUUUGAUUUAUAUCCAACCUAAGAAUAAUGUGGAUUUAACAUUAGAUAUUGAUAUGCAACUAGAAGAUGAUACACAUGACAAUACAAUGAUUUCAGGACCAGGGGAGAAGACCCUUGCUUUCUUUUCAGAUGGUUCCACAAUAAUUAGGAAUGAAGAUAAAGUUAAUUCUAUGGUUGAUGCUUCAAAUGAUAAUCUCAGUAAAUCAUCAAGCAAUGAAUGUCUUGUUCAUCCUGGAAAAAUUAAUUUCACGAGUGACUGCAAAUUUAGAAGGAAUGAUAAUAAUGGACUAAAUGGAAGUGAAGAAUUUAAGCGGGAGAUAAAUGUUCAUUGUUGUUCUACAUAUGGAUUCGGUGAAAUAAGAAAGAAAGAAACAAUUCAAGGUUCAAAACCAAGAAAAAAUUCAUUUCAAGGCAUUAAAUUUACAACGACUAAAGUACAGAUGCAUUAAAUUAUCUCGAUUUGGAUGAAAUAUUUUUGUUUCAUCUUUGCUGUAGGAAGUAGAAAUCAGACGAAUUAUUUAAUCAUGAAUUGUGCAAUCUUCUGCUUCUUGGCUUUCUGCGCUUUUCAAUACUCGAUGUUAUAACUAGACUCUCCACCAUACGACGAAUCAAUACUUAACUUGGACAUGAUUUAGAAUCACAAAAUAAACGUCUCGCAUAAAAGUAUUAGUUUGGCGUAAAUAAAUAAUGCAAACAAUAAAAUAGCCUCGGAAUGGACUUAAAUUUUAAUUGACAAAAGGCAUGCAUACGGUAAAUGUUAAGGUCAAGUGUCAGAAGACGAAUGGAGACUAUAGCUGCUUGGAAUUCUAGAGGUGUGAAUGAUCUUAAGACAGUCUUCGCAAAUACUCAUGAGUUGAAACGGGAACUGUACAGCAUACGUGAGACAUCCGUCAAUC